Pelagomonas calceolata is the source of this 1248-nucleotide messenger RNA. NCBI's taxonomy places the organism in Eukaryota, Pelagophyceae, Pelagomonadales, Pelagomonadaceae. The record is from the annotation of a GenBank genome assembly.
CAGCUUUAAUUUUUCAGCUGGCACGAGCCGAGGUGACCCGGCGGAGAUUGCGCGCCGGCACGGGCCGGCCGCACCGCGCACGAUCGUCCCGGCACUAUAGAGUGGCCGGGCAGCCCGGGACGGCUGCGCGAUGGCCGCCAGUCUCACCACAAGACCAAGGCCACCCGUUCGAUGGCUGGCGGCGCUGCUCGCCCUCGCACAUGUUAAAGCCGACUGCGCCUCCUGUUUUGUAGAGCCGGUCCACGCCGGCGCCACCAGCGCAGCAUUGAUCGUAGGCGACGCCAUCACGGACAGUUUUUAUCCCGAGGUCGACGCUCUGUUGGAUGACACGCCGCCGGACGCGGCCCAGUGCACGGCCGCCGAGGGCGGCGCGGGGGUGGUCACGACGCGCCGCGGGUCGCUGACCGCCACUACAUUAUUACGACCGUGCGCUUCUGAUCUACUUAAUUGCGUCGACAGCGCGCUGAGCACGUUCCCGAACGCGUCGUCCGUAGUCAAGGUGGUGCACUUCAACUGGGGCUGGGAGCAGUUCGAGGACUAUUCCAUAAAUCUGGCGAACUACGAGGCCGAGAUCGGGGACCUCUACGCGAAGCUGCAAACCGCGUUCCCUUCAGCCAUAUUCGUCUGGGCCACCACAACACCCAUCAAGGGCGACGCUAGUAUUGAGGCGAUGAACGAGAGAGCGUUGGCCGCGCUGCCGAGCGACGUCAAAGUCCACGACCUCCACGCGUCCAUCCUAGACUACUGCGAAAAGGAAGGAUCGGAAACGUGUUCGCUCCACGAGCCCGCGGGACCCUUGACGCCGUCGGGACGGCGCUACGCCGCCGUCGCCGUCUCAUCAUACAUCGCCAAACUCAUUCCCGGCGUCGCGACCGAGGGCCUCCGCCACAGCACGCAGGAGGGCGACGCGACGCGAUUUCGACCCUGGGAGACCGCUAUGAUGAUUCAAGGGCUCUGCGUCAUGUGUCUUGGCAUCCUGGUCUCGUGUGCCUUCGCUUAUUUAUGGUACUUCGAGCGCAGCGACGCGGUGACCAAUAGCUGGCGGCGCGACGACGACGAGGCCAUGCCGCCGCCCGUCGAGAUCGCCUCGGUCCAGAUGUCGGCGCUGGGCACGAUGGCCUCGACGCCGCCGGCGACGCCGCCGCGCCAACCGCUGCAACGGACGCCCUCGCCGGCCGCGCCCAUGCGCACGCCCGACUCCAUGCUCUGAUCUGGUAACGUUGUGUUUUUCGAAACAGCAAUACUUAG